CAGCCACCCACUGCCUCUGCAGGAGACCCUCCAACACUAGAAGCCCCAGGACCAUGAACAACAGUACCUGCGGCUCCAGGGAGCUCCCCGGGCCCCAGGCAGUCAAGUACAUCUUAUUCAUCUACACGGGCGGGCUCCUGGUGCUGGGUCUGCUGCUCAACGGCCUGGCACUGUGGGUGCUGUGCUGCCGCCUGCUGCGCUGGACGGAGACCCGCGUCUACAUGGCCAACCUGGCCGUGGCUGACCUCUGCCUGCUCUGCGCCCUGCCCUUCUUUCUGCACUUCCUGAAGAGCAGCACAGACUCGCCACUCUGACAGCUGUCCCAGGGCAUCUACCUGGCCAACAGGUACAUGAGCAUCAGCCUGGUCAUGGCCAUCGCCGUGGACCGCUACGUGGCCGUGCGGCACCCACUGCGAGCCCGCGGGCUCCGCUCCCCACGCCAGGCCGUGGCCGUGUGCGCCGUGCUCUGGGUGCUGGUACUGGGCUCCCUGGCGCUUCGCUGGUUCCUGGAUAUGCAGGACGGCGGCUUCUGCUUCUCCAGCCGCUCCAGGCAGAAAUCCUACACCGUGGUCUUCUUGCUGCUGGGCUUCUACCUGCCGCUGGCUGUGCUGGUCUUCUGCUCUCUGCAGGUGGUGACCGCCCUGGCCCAGAGGCCAGCCGCCGACGCAGUCCAGGCGGAAGCCACCCGGAAGGCCUCCCGCAUGGUCCUGGCAAACCUGGCCGUGUUCGUGGUCUGCUUCCUGCCCUUCCACGUGGUGCUGACUCUGCGCACAGCCAUGGGCCUGCGCACCUGUGCCAUCCGUCUUGCCCUCGAGAUCACUAGCAGACUCUCGGACGCCAACUGCUGUCUGGACGCCAUCUGCUACUACUUCAUGGCCAAGGAGUUCCAGGAAGCAUCUGCGCUGACCGCCCUCCGCACCAGAGCCAAGGCCCACAAAAGCCAGGACUCUCUGUGUGUGACCUUGGCCUAGGAGGUGGCCACGGGCUCCUGGGCGGUGCUGCCGAGGCGGGGACUCGUGAGCAGCGACGAGGAGCUCCGGGGUCGGGCUGGGGGCGCUCUCACGAGGCCCAGGUGGGCAGAACAGCCUAGGCACGGAGCGUGGGGAGGAGACACCCCUAGCCCUGGGGCCGAAGAGGGGCAGGGAAGACAGCAGGAGGAUGAGGCCUGAGCGAGGCCAACGCCAGGGGCCCUGGGUGGGGCUGCACCCGGAGCCUGGUACCUCUGGGGUGCCGGGGGGUGGGGCCUCCUGGGUGCUGCGAAGCUCUGAUGGCUAGCUUUCUGCUGCUGCCCCACAGGGGCUGGAAUAAAGCUCUCGACCAAG
Messenger RNA from Aethalodelphis obliquidens (Pacific white-sided dolphin), 1322 nucleotides. RefSeq names its product G protein-coupled receptor 35 (gene GPR35). The transcript has 2 exons. Gene Ontology annotation, cellular component: plasma membrane. Lineage: Eukaryota; Metazoa; Chordata; Mammalia; Artiodactyla; Delphinidae. Gene Ontology annotation, biological process: phospholipase C-activating G protein-coupled receptor signaling pathway; positive regulation of Rho protein signal transduction. Gene Ontology annotation, molecular function: G protein-coupled receptor activity. The record is from RefSeq and is a predicted model, not a curated record.